Messenger RNA from Acanthosepion pharaonis, 618 nucleotides. Lineage: Eukaryota; Metazoa; Mollusca; Cephalopoda; Sepiida; Sepiidae. The record is from the annotation of a GenBank genome assembly.
AUGAUUUUGAGUUUCUUGUCGGGGUUCAUACCCACUCCCCAUCAUUUUGAGUUUUUGUCCCCAUUUUGGAGUUUUCUUCUCAGUUUCCCCCUCCCCCAUGGGUUUUUCUCGGGUUUCUUCUCCAUCAUUUUGAGUUUCUUGUCGGGGUUCAUACCCACUCCCCAUCAUUUUGACUUCUUGUCGGUGUUCAUACCCCUCCCCAUUAUUUUGAGUUUCUUCUCAGGAUUCAUACCAUCUCGUCGGGGGAUUUCUUUCAGGGUUUACCCCCUCCCCAUCAUUUUGAGUUUCUUCUCGGGGUUUACAAUCUCCCCAUCAUUUUUGGUUUCUUCUCAUUUUGAUUUUUCCCCUCCCAUCAUUUUGAGUUUCUUCUCGGGGUUUCAUCCCCCUCCCAUCAUUUUGAGUUUCUUGUCGGGGUUCACCCCCCCUCCCAUCAUUUUGAGUUUCUUCUCGGGUUCCCAUACCCACUCCCCCAUAAUUAGUUUCAUACCAUCUGUGAUUUUUGAAUUUCUUGUCGGUGUCCCCUCCCCAUCAUUUAGUUUCUUGUCAGGGGUUCAUGCCCUCCCCCAUCAUUUUGAGUUACUUGUACCCCCAUCAUUUUUCUUUUUCGCCAUCAUAUAG